AUGUCGCCGACGAUGAUAGCUCCGGUGAUGGAAGAAGAGAACAAGAAAUACCAAAGAGGUGUGAAACAUCUUUGUGACAAUGGUCUAACAAAAGUGCCAACCAAAUAUAUAUUGCCUGAACCUGACCGACCCAUUUUCACAAAAUCCGACAAGCUCAUCAAAUCAAAACAAAACCUAAAGCUUCCUGUUAUAGAUUUUGCCGAGCUUCUUGGACCUAACCGGCCUCAUGUCCUCCAAACCAUAGCCGAGGCCUGCGAAACCUACGGUUUCUUUCAGGUGGUGAAUCAUGGGAUGGAGGGAGAUGUGAGCAGGAACAUGAUAGAAGUAUGUAAGAGAUUCUUUGAGCUUCCGUACGAGGAGAGAUCAAAGUACAUGUCGACGGACAUGUCGGCUCCAGUACGGUACGGCACGAGUUUCAACCAGAUCAAAGACAACGUCUUUUGUUGGAGAGACUUCUUGAAGCUCUAUGCUCAUCCUCUCCCUGAUUAUCUUCCUCAUUGGCCUUCUUCUCCCUCCGAUUUUAGGAGCUUGGGGGCUAGAUACGCGAAAGAGACGAAAGAGAUGUUUGAGAUGAUGGUAAAAGCUAUCUUAGAGAGCCUUGAAAUCAACGACCGCGACGAGGCGGCAGAGGAGUUGGAAGAGGGAAGUCAGGUGGUGGUUGUGAACUGUUAUCCGCCGUGUCCGGAGCCGGAGCUAACGUUGGGGAUGCCACCGCACUCUGAUUACGGCUUCUUAACGCUUCUCCUUCAAGACGACGUCGAAGGGCUUCAGAUUUUGCACCGUGAAGAAUGGGUCACUGUUGAUCCCAUCCCUGGCUCUUUUGUUGUCAACGUCGGCGAUCAUCUCGAGAUAUUUAGCAAUGGGAGGUACAAAAGCGUGUUGCAUAGGGUAUUGGUGAACCCCACAAAGCCUAGGAUAUCGGUGGCGUCGCUGCAUAGCUUCCCUUUGACGUCCGUCGUGAAGCCAUCUCCAAAACUCAUCGACGAACAGAAUGUACCGAAGUACAUGGAAACCGAUUUCGCCACCUUUCUUCAAUAUGUAUCGUCUCGUGAACCCAAAUGGAAGAAUUUCCUUGAAUCACGCAAGAUACACUAUGUACGAUGA
Molecule: messenger RNA, 1104 nt
Organism: Arabis nemorensis
Lineage: Eukaryota; Viridiplantae; Streptophyta; Magnoliopsida; Brassicales; Brassicaceae
Source: the annotation of a GenBank genome assembly